Molecule: messenger RNA, 5740 nt
Organism: Ochotona curzoniae (black-lipped pika)
Lineage: Eukaryota; Metazoa; Chordata; Mammalia; Lagomorpha; Ochotonidae
Gene: FHL3
Product: four and a half LIM domains 3
Exons: 5
Coding region: 4139-5197 (352 amino acids)
Biological process (GO): actin cytoskeleton organization
Cellular component (GO): Z disc; nucleus; stress fiber
Molecular function (GO): transcription coregulator activity; actin binding
Source: RefSeq, a predicted model, not a curated record
UGCUCUCAUCCCCAGGGACCGGCGGGCGCCCCGGGCGGGCGCUCUUGGGGACGCAGCGUGCCCCCGGGGUUGCCCUGCUCCUCCGGCCGCCUGGCGGGGGGGGGGGCAGUUCGAGAGUCGGACGGGGAGGGGACCAAGUUUGAAAUAGAAAAUCCGGAGAGAAAGAGAGGGAGACCAGGAGGGUUGGAGAAACCAGGCUUCGGGGAAGCCCAAUGGGGCGGAAAAACCGAGACCCAAGGACGCGAGCGGCGGGAGGCUGCUGUGGUCAUUGAAACAGGGACCAGACGGGACAUGUACCAUUGCGAGGGGCCUGAAGCGUUAACGUCCUGCUCAAUCCGUUUGUGUAGGAGGGCUGCAAGGACCACUCUCCCCAUUCCAUUCCCUGGGCAUACAGAAAUGUUACAGGGGAGGGGUGGGAGGCCAGGACCUUCAGCGCAUUAGAGAACCUGAAGGCUGGCGUGUGCCCCCUGGGAGACAGAGACGUCUGAUCACAAAGAGGGCCCCCAAACCGCGAUCCAGUGGCGCGCAGCUGGACAGACGGGGCCCUCAGCCCAGGACAAGAACCUGAGAGGCCCACACAGGAUGAAUAGGAAGCUGAGGGGGGGCGCGGGGGGAGGUGAGGCGGGGGUUGGGGUGGACGUGAAACACGGGACGGGACAGACUCUGAGCCAAGCCUUUCCCUGUAAGGCAGGGGACCUGGGACAGUGAGAUGUGAGAUGGAAAGCAAGAGGAGCCCCACACACAGACACGGCUGCCAGGACAGCCCCCAGCUUAUUUUUAAACUCACAUCUUAGUCCAGCAGCUUCAGCCCUAGGGGACUCGGGGUGAAUGAACUGUUCCCGGCAGUCCCAGAGCUGCAGAAAGAUCCUGCCCCCGCCCCUACACUGCUUUCACUGAAGGGGAAGAGGACAGCAGACAGGCUUGGAUUGGUAGCUUGGGGGCCCCCCUGAACGAGGUGGGGGGGUAACUUGAUUUGUCCCCUCAAGUCUCCUGUCAUCCCCUGGGGGGAGGGGAGGUCUGUUCUCAUCUGUCAGACUGGCAGGUGUGGGACCUGGCCAGGGUCCUCCUGGGCAGGAGGGAGGGGAGGGGGGAGACAAAAGGACUGAGCAGUUGGCACAGGUCGUUGGAAAGGCUGCUGGGUGUCUUCCAGUGGCAGGGCUGGCUGCUGGGGAGCUGAGCCAGGCCCUGGGACGGCUCCUGUGCCUCUGUACUUGGAAGCUGCACCACCUCUUCCAGCACCAGCUCGGCAUUUCUAGAGAGAGGUGGCGGUGCCCACAGACAUUUGCUAGCUGAGUGACCCUGGAUGUGCUCUGCCCCCUCCCUGGCCUCGUGUCUGGCUCUAUGCUGUCAGCCUUUCAGGAGGUCAGAUGGAAGGUGACAGGGGGUGGCAGAGCAGGCAGGUAUAUAGCUAGGUAGCUGUGCACCUGCUUGCGGGAGCUGUUACACUCCCUGGAGUUAGGCAGACUGGUGCCCCUCCUGGCCCCACUGCUGUCCUGACCCAGCCCAGUGGGCCUGGGACCUCUUGUCCUCUCCCUGGGCCUCUGCGAGUAGGUCCAGGUCACGUCGCCAGCUCCCUGCCACAGGCCUUCCUGAGAAACUGGCAUCGUCAUACUGCAGCCAGAUACUGAGGACUGGUGACCCGCCAGGUACUCACUGAACCCCACCACUCUGGCAAGUAGAAGGAGUCUUAGGUCAGUUAGAGAGAUGGAAAAAAAAAAAAAAAUGGAAGGUGAGGGGAGUCUGGAAGUUUGAGUAACUGGCCCAGGGUCAUCUUAACUAGUGAGGAGCCAGCAUCCAAACUCAGGGUUGAAUUUCACAGCUCACUGUUCUGCAGCCACUUGCCAAGUGGUUAUCUUCUUAAGGUGGUGUGUGUGCGUGUGUGCGCGUGCCCGCGCGCCUCAGGUAGAGGAGGGUAUAUGGGAAAGGAUGUGUUGUUAAGGACAGGAGCUGAGCGCCAUCUGGCAGAUGAAGCGGUCUCCCCAGUCCCUGCCCCCCUCACCAGGGAGAAUACAGGAACUGGUUCCCUCCAGUCCCUUGGGUCCCCCAGUCUUGCCAGGAAAGGGGGUUGGGGUGGGCUAAGAAGGACAGGCAGAGACAGGUGGGCCUGCUGAUGCCCUUCUCUCUGUCCUCCCUCCCCAGGGCUCAGUUGGAAGGAAUGAAGGAUUGGGGGAUUCUGGGAAGGAAACAAGCCACUCCCAUACCUUAUUUGGGGUGCCCCCGGCUCAGAGGGGUGAGUGCCUCCCAGGGGUCAGCCCCAGGGCUAGCCAGGGCCUGGGAAGGAGGUUCCUGCUACUGCUGCUGCUGCUAGAUAAACCAGGAAGGAAGGAAGGAAAAGAGCCAGGGGGGCCCUCCCAUAGGGACACACUGCCACCUUCCACCUGCGCGGCCGCCUGUUGCUCCCUGUGACUGACAGCCCAGGCAGUCCUCAGAUGUUGGGCCAGAGGAAGCCCAGGCCUGAGUGAUCCUGCGAGCGGGAACGGGAGGAGGGCUACCCCCCACCUUAGGGCAUUACUCCAGUCCCAAGAGGCCCCCUCCCCGCUCUGAAUUCCCCAGCUCCUAUGAACCUCGCGUCCUCGGCAUGGGGUUUGAACCAAGUGUACUCCCGUGGUGUGGAAGGCAAGCCUGGGACCCAGGAGCCCACUGGGCAGGAGAGUAGGACCCUUUGGCCUUGGGGGCGGCUGCCGGCGCCUGGAGUCUGCACUUCAAGCCAGAGCAAUGUUUUCUGGCCAGAAGUUCCCUGCUGGGGCUGGCUGAGAGAAGAGGGCUUUUCCUUCAGCUGGAGCCAGGGCAGGCCGUGGGCUCUGCCAAUCACGGGAUUCCGAUGGAGGAGAGUGGGGCGCUGGGUUCCUUUGUGUCUCUCCAACUCGCCCAGGUUCCUCUGCAGCUGUGAGAGCAUCUGUCCCUUCCUGUGGACUUUGGUGGUGUCUCUCCAACACCCUGGGACCCCAUCCCUGAGAGAGCAGACUUGCUAGUAGAGGCAGCCAGGAGUGGGGAGCUCGGACCUGGGGGCUGAAGCCGCCAGAAGGGGCUGGGAACCCCACUUCCCUACCCUCUGCUCCCCACACUCUUGUUCCAGAGGCAGCUGUGUGGAUGACCUCAUCCCACAAACAUGCUUUGUUCCUGAGAAAAUGGAAAGUGUCUGAGGUUUGCUGGGGGGCUGGGUGUCUGCAGCAGCAACGCCAGGGUUCCCCCUAUCCUCUUCCUUCCCAUCUCAGAGGGGCCCUGACCAGGGACAGGAUGGCUCGGGUACCACCUCCCCCUUCACGUCCACCACCCCAACCCUGAUGAGUGAGAAAAGAUGGCGGGGGAGGCUCUCCGGGUGUGUGCCAAGGUCAGGAGGAGAGAAAUCACCCCCCAGAAAAAAAAGAAGCUCCUGGAGAUGGAGGGGCGAUGCUGGUGGCUGGCAGCAGGCAGUAGGGGCCAUGCUGCUGUCUGUCCGGGUGCCCCUUGACCAUCCUGGGCGUCGUGUUUUCCUUCUCUGUCCCCUGUGGCUGGCAGCAUGGGACAUCUGACCAUGGAUACCAUCACAGCUGCUGCAGAUGCCGCAGCCACGGCUGCCCAGGCUGGUGUGACCUGAGACACAGCGGGGUGGAGGAGGAUGAGGCAGAGGGCCCAGCUGGGGAAGCAUGGCUGGAUCCAGCUUACAGGAUUUCCUUCCUGCUGAAACCCAUCCGGAGCCUCUCAAGUUCUCGAUGCUUGGCUGAUUUCUCUUGGGAGGGAAGGUUCAACUUCUCGUAGCGGCCUCCUCCACCAUUCAUCCGUCCUGUGGCCCUCUAGAAUUCCACCGUUUCCUGGCUCCGACAGGGGAGGGUCAGCCCAUUCUUGUCCCUGUGCUUUCCACGUUAUCCAUCCUCUCUCCCAAUCCCUCGGGCCUUUCCUGGGAGACCAGGGAGGGUGGAAAUGCUGUUCUGGUGCGGGUGGGGUAGGGUGGCUCCCUGCCCUGGUCAUUGCUCCUGCCGUCCUGGGGACAGUGGGGACCGUGGCAGCUAAACUCACUGUGGAACAGGAAAUGAGUCACUGACCCAGGAAAAGCCCCCUCCCCCCAGAUCUGCUACAGCCUAGAUAAGAAAACAACUUCUGCUUCCUGGUUUUUGUUGUUUUUUUUUUUCCCCUGACCCCUUCCUAUCCCAACUGUUAAAUGCAGAAACAAACGUGCAAGCCCCUGGGUUUCCAGAAGCACCCCUGCCCCAUCCCCAGGCCACACCUGCACCAAACACACCUGCCUUUUCUAGGCCUGGCCUCUGGCUUUCUGGUGAAUGUAAAGAAUGUUUGCCAGGGACUAAGCCAUGGCCCCCUGGGGGACCUCUGGCCCUCUUGUGUGUCCCCCCACCCAGGGCUCACUCACACCAUCACCAUGAGUGAAGCAUUCGACUGUGCCAAAUGCAGCGAGUCCCUGUACGGUCGUAAGUACAUCCAGACAGACAGCGGCCCCUACUGCGUGCCCUGCUAUGACAACACCUUCGCCAACACCUGUGCCGAGUGCCAGCAACUUAUCGGGCAUGACUCAAGGGAGCUGUUCUAUGAAGAUCGCCACUUCCACGAGGGUUGCUUCCGCUGCUGUCGCUGCCAGCGCUCGCUGGCCGACGAGCCCUUCACCUGCCAGGACAGCGAGCUGCUAUGCAAUGACUGCUACUGCAGCGCCUUCUCCUCACAGUGCUCCGCCUGCGGGGAGACCGUCAUGCCUGGGUCCCGGAAGCUGGAGUACGGGGGCCAGACGUGGCAUGAGCACUGCUUCCUAUGCAGCGGCUGUGAGCAACCACUGGGCUCCCGCUCCUUCGUGCCUGACAAGGGCGCUCACUACUGCGUGCCCUGCUACGAGAACAAGUUCGCUCCUCGCUGUGCCCGCUGCAGCAAGACACUGACGCAGGGUGGGGUGACAUACCGUGACCAGCCCUGGCAUCGUGAGUGCCUGGUCUGCACCGGGUGCCAGACACCCCUGGCAGGGCAACAGUUCACCUCCCGGGAGGACGACCCCUACUGUGUAGCCUGUUUUGGAGAACUCUUUGCACCCAAGUGCAGCAGUUGCAAGCGCCCCAUCACAGGACUCGGUGGAGGCAAGUACGUAUCCUUUGAAGAGCGACACUGGCACCACAGCUGCUUCUCCUGCGCCCGCUGCUCUACCUCCCUGGUGGGCCAGGGCUUUGUGCCGGAUGGAGACCAAGUGUUGUGUCAAGGCUGCAGCCAGGCAGGGCCCUGAGCCGGAACUCCGGCUCAGGCUGUCCAGGACUUCGGCUUCUUUGCGAUACCACCUCUGGGUCCCAGCCCUUCCCCCACACGGGGUUCCCCUGGGCCCCAACAUUCAGUCUCCCACCCCCAGCACCCUCUAACUGGUACUUCUGACCCAGACUUGACCCUCUGUAGUGUGGACUCCAGGCCAAGCCCCCGCCCUGCCUCAGGGCUGCAGACCUCAGCCCUUCUAACCAGAAUUCUGGAACCUAGGCCUACCUUGAAUCUAGACUUGCCUCUCUCGAUUUUACAUGUUCUGCAGGGACCUGGGAAGUCCUCAGUUAUAGACUGCGCCGACUCCUGUCCUUGUCCUCAGUGGUGGGGGGAGGAGAGCUUUCUGGGCAGCACGUGGCAAGGCUUGCCUGGUUAAGGGGCCUUAGGGUGCAGGUGCUGCCCAGGCUGUGUCUGCCUGGUGUCUUAUCUGAUUUCAGCUCCCUGGUGCCCAGAGAUGAACAGAGGGGCGGGACUGGCUCGCCCCCCUCUUUUGGAUUCUGCAAUAAAGCAGUGUGAGGAA